Arachis stenosperma is the source of this 405-nucleotide messenger RNA. RefSeq names its product secreted RxLR effector protein 161-like. Lineage: Eukaryota; Viridiplantae; Streptophyta; Magnoliopsida; Fabales; Fabaceae. Bases 1 to 405 code for a protein of 134 amino acids. The record is from RefSeq and is a predicted model, not a curated record. The transcript has a single exon.
AUGCAUCCAAAUUCUAAACUUGAAAAGGAUGAAAUGGAGAAAGAUGUGGAUGAAACAAAGUAUAGAGGAAUGAUAGGAUCUCUCAUGUAUCUAACUUUCUCUAGACCGGAUAUUGUUCAAAGUGUUGGAAUUUGUUCUAGAUUCCAAUCUCAUCCAAAAGAAUCACAUAUUUUUGCUGUAAAAAGGAUCAUUAGAUACAUUAAUGGCACUGCUGAUUUUGGUCUUUGGUAUCCCAAAUCUGAUGAGUUUUGUGUAGUUGGCUAUUGUGUUAAAGAUUUUGUCAGAGACCGUGUUGAUAAAAAAAGCACUUUAGGAAUUUGUUGCUUUCUUAGACAGUUCUUGAAUGUGUGGUCAAACAAGAAGCAAGUUACUCUUGCAUUAUCCACUGUUGAGGCUGAAGUAUAG